Messenger RNA from Anthonomus grandis grandis, 1509 nucleotides. It is a transcript of the gene Rpt5, whose product is annotated as 26S proteasome regulatory subunit 6A-B. The record is from RefSeq and is a predicted model, not a curated record. NCBI's taxonomy places the organism in Eukaryota, Metazoa, Arthropoda, Insecta, Coleoptera, Curculionidae. Bases 117 to 1400 code for a protein of 427 amino acids. Gene Ontology annotation, molecular function: ATP hydrolysis activity; proteasome-activating activity; ATP binding. Gene Ontology annotation, biological process: proteasome-mediated ubiquitin-dependent protein catabolic process. The transcript has 7 exons. Gene Ontology annotation, cellular component: proteasome regulatory particle, base subcomplex.
UCAUGACUACUCAAAAAAUUUUUGGACGGCUUUGUUUUGCUUAGCAGUCUCAUUCACUUUCGGAAAUCAUUUUCUUAAAUAAUACCAUAGUUUUCAUUUAAAUUUAAGUGUAAAAAAUGACUACUUUGGAAGAUAAAUCAUUAUGGGAAGAUGGGGAAGAGUCCCUAGGCGAAGAAGUCCUAAGAAUGUCCAGUGACGAGAUCAUCAGCAGGACGAGACUGUUGGACAACGAAAUUAAAAUUAUGAAAAGCGAGGUGAUGAGAAUUAACCACGAAUUGCAAGCCCAAAAUGAAAAAAUCAAAGAAAACACCGAAAAAAUUAAAGUGAAUAAAACCUUGCCGUAUUUGGUAUCCAAUGUGAUUGAACUUCUUGAUGUAGAUCCUCAGGAAGAGGAGGAAGAUGGGGCUGUUGUAGAUUUGGAUUCGCAAAGGAAGGGAAAGUGUGCAGUAGUAAAAACUUCCACAAGACAAACUUACUUCUUGCCAGUCAUAGGGCUUGUAGAUGAAGAAAAACUAAAACCUGGAGACCUGGUGGGAGUAAACAAAGACUCUUAUCUAAUAUUAGAGACUCUCCCUGCAGAAUAUGAUGCCCGAGUAAAAGCCAUGGAGGUUGAUGAAAGACCCACAGAACAAUAUUCAGAUAUUGGAGGCUUAGAUAAACAAAUACAAGAACUUAUUGAGGCUGUUGUUCUUCCCAUGACCCAUAAGGAUAAAUUUGUCAACCUUGGAAUUCAACCUCCCAAAGGUGUCCUACUUUAUGGCCCUCCUGGAACUGGCAAAACUCUGCUGGCAAGGGCAUGUGCAGCACAAACAAAAUCCACAUUUUUAAAAUUGGCUGGUCCACAACUUGUACAGAUGUUCAUUGGUGAUGGUGCUAAAUUAGUGAGGGACGCUUUUGCUUUGGCGAAAGAAAAGGCACCAGCUAUCAUUUUUAUUGAUGAAUUAGAUGCUAUUGGUACCAAGAGGUUUGACUCAGAAAAGGCUGGUGACAGGGAAGUACAAAGAACUAUGUUGGAACUUCUUAACCAACUGGAUGGCUUCAGUUCUACUGCAGAUAUUAAAGUUAUUGCAGCAACCAAUAGAGUAGACAUAUUAGAUCCCGCUCUAUUGCGAUCAGGGCGCUUGGAUCGUAAAAUUGAAUUCCCACAUCCCAACGAAGAAGCUAGGGCGAGAAUCAUGCAGAUUCACUCUAGAAAAAUGACAGUAAAUCCUGACGUGAACUUUGAGGAACUUGCUAGAAGUACUGACGAUUUUAAUGGUGCACAGUGCAAAGCGGUUUGCGUUGAGGCCGGUAUGAUAGCACUUAGAAGAAAUGCGACCGCAGUAAUCCAUGAAGACUAUAUGGACGCUAUAAUGGAAGUGCAGGCCAAGAAGAAGUCGAACCUUAACUACUAUGCUUAGAUUAAUUUAAAAUUUUAAUAUUUUUUCAUUUGAAUUGUGUCAAUCAUUUUGAACAUGUUAAGCGCAUUUUUUGUAAUAUAUAGAAUGAAAUAAAACUCUUUAUUUUAGA